Staurois parvus is the source of this 345-nucleotide messenger RNA. Lineage: Eukaryota; Metazoa; Chordata; Amphibia; Anura; Ranidae. The record is from the annotation of a GenBank genome assembly.
UCAUGCUGCUGCCAGGUCCAGAGUCUCUCAUGGGUCCCUGUACGGCCUCCCAUUGCUGCUGUCUCCAUCGCCACACUCUGCCAUGUGCCACUUUCAGGUCUCCUCACACUGCUGGUGUAUUCCAUUUUUUGUCAUAGGGUGCUGGCAGAUUACGGGCCUCCCAUAGCUGCUGCCAGGCCCCUAAUCUGCCAUGGGCCCCUAUAUACCGCCUCCUCAUGCUGCUGCCAGGUCCAGAGUCUCUCAUGGGUCCCUGUACGGCCUCCCAUUGCUGCUGUCUCCAUCGCCACACUCUGCCAUGUGCCACUUUCAGGUCUCCUCACACUGCUGGUGGGUUCCAUUUUUUGU